Molecule: messenger RNA, 366 nt
Organism: Penicillium argentinense
Lineage: Eukaryota; Fungi; Ascomycota; Eurotiomycetes; Eurotiales; Aspergillaceae
Exons: 1
Coding region: 1-366 (121 amino acids)
Source: RefSeq, a predicted model, not a curated record
AUGUCGAAGGGCAAAAAGCAAAAGAUCAAGCCACGUCCGCCGCCUGCCCCGGGAUCCAGACGUGCCAUGCCGCUUGACGAGGAGCUAGACCUAGCUAACUUGCCUCCUCUACCACCCAGCCCCGCUCCUUCCACCGAAGUCCGUCCUCCGGGCAACCGCAAGGGCAACCAGGACCCGGCUAGCGGUGCCACCGAGCAGGCUGGCGAUCUCCUCGACAACGCCGGUCUCCAGAUUCCCGGCGUCACCAAGGGCGGCGAGGAGAAGGACGGCAGCCUGAAGAUCAAGAUUCACCUCAACCUGCACGCCAAGGUCCGUCUGGACCUCGAUGCCAAGCUCUACGGUGAUAUCGUCAUUGGCCUCUUGUAA